GAGAGAUUGAAAAGAAUGAGUGGAAGGAGAGAGAUUGAAAAAGAAAUAUUAUUUUACUUUUAUGGUAGAAGUUUCAUUCCCUAAAUUUAGAGAAUCACUAUUCAUCAAAUCUAAAUUUAGGGAAUAGAUAGUGUAGUUGAUGCAAAAGUUUUUUAGUUGUCCUAUUCAAAAUUUAAGGUAAAAUUUUUGAAUAGGAUAGUUGAUGUGGAUGCUCUGACAAUUGACAAUUCGCUAGAUUGGAAGACAGGUGAGCAGAUGGUUGGGGAGAUAGAGUGUGGCACCAAAGUGGCUAAAACAGGGACACGAGAGAGAAAUGGCUGAUAUACUGGAUGAAGCUCAAGGUGGUAUGUCGUAAAGUGUAUGAUUACGUUCGGUAUGAUUUGAAGGAAAUCGCUUUCCCGUCAUCUCUUCCUGAUCCUCCACAUAUCAAGAAACGUAGGAAGCUCACAUGGAUAGAGCGCUGGUAUGUUUUAAAGGAAGCAACUAGGCUUUAUGCUGCCAGUUGGGUGCGGGACAUUGGCCCUGAUCUUAGGCCAAAUGAUUACAAAAAGAACAAUGCUGAUGAUAACGAAUUUGAUCGACAAAGUAGUCCAUUUGACAAGAAAGAACCUUCCAUGUUGGAAGAUCUUGCUGUUGCAGCUAGAGGUGGAAUGGAGACCCUAAGACCCGCUCUGCAGCACAUAUAUAUGACGCGUGCAUCAGCAUACAGAGAUGCUCUGAUAGCUUUUGUAGAAGGGUAUCAAGAAGAAUUAAAAAAAGUCAUGGAAGGAGAGAAAGUUGACAAGUUCCAUAGUCAAGAUGCUGAUGUAAAGAAACCAAACUGAUAUCUCUGGAAGAAAAUUAAUCAAGGUAUUCCACAACUCAUAGUGUUCAUCAAUCUGUACCUAGUUGUCAGUUCCUUUUUCUUUUUGAAACAUUAUAUAUCGCUUAUUUUAAUUGUAGGUUUCUUUCUUGUCUUUUGAAAUGACUUGUCCAAGUUGUUUGCUUUUUCUCUUUUUCUUUUGGCUAAAAUGAAAUAGUUAUCGAGUUGUUCUGAAGAUAUGUAUUGUUUAAAGUUUUGUAGUUUUUCUGUGAUUUAAAAUGAUCGAUAUAUUGAUAUGUACAUAAAAAAUCUUGUUGAACUUUGAUCCACCUAGGAUUU
This is a messenger RNA of Zingiber officinale, 1141 nucleotides long. RefSeq lists its product as uncharacterized. The record is from RefSeq and is a predicted model, not a curated record. The transcript has 2 exons. The coding region runs from base 330 to 824 and encodes 164 amino acids. Lineage: Eukaryota; Viridiplantae; Streptophyta; Magnoliopsida; Zingiberales; Zingiberaceae.